Molecule: messenger RNA, 1711 nt
Organism: Cuscuta campestris
Lineage: Eukaryota; Viridiplantae; Streptophyta; Magnoliopsida; Solanales; Convolvulaceae
Source: the annotation of a GenBank genome assembly
GAACUGUAAGAGAGCUCAGCGCAGGGGAAGAACGAUGCAGACCCUCACGAGGCAAUUAGGGCACCAAUAUCUGAAUCGAUCUCCACCUUCACUUUCAGCUCUCAAGUCUCUCUGUCCAAUCUCCGAUCAAUGCUAUGGAGUUCAAACUCCGCGUUACACAUCUACCCUCGCCACCAAAGGUGUUGGGCAUCUAGUUCGCAAGGGAACUGGGGGAAGAUCGUCUGUGAGUGGAAUUAUUGCAGCAGUCUUUGGAGCUACGGGGUUUCUUGGGCGCUACCUUGUGCAACAGCUUGCUAAAAUGGGUUCUCAAGUUUUGGUACCUUUCCGAGGUUCUGAGGAUUGUCAUCGUCAUCUCAAGUUAAUGGGUGAUUUGGGCCAGAUUGUUCCAAUGAAAUACAACCCUAGAGAUGAAAAUUCAAUAAAAGCAGUGAUGGCAAAAGCUAAUAUAUCCAAAGAACAUGGAGGAAUCUUGAGAUUUAUACAGAUUUCAUGUUUGGGUGCAUCUCCAACAUCCCCAUCCAGAAUGCUUCGAGCUAAAGCUGCAGCUGAGGAAGCCAUUUUACGUGAAAUUCCUGAGGCAACAAUAUUGAAGCCAGCUGUGAUGAUUGGUACUGAGGAUAGAAUUCUAAAUCCUUGGGCACAUUUCGCAAAGAAGUAUAGCUUUAUCCCGUUAUUUGGAGAUGGCUCUACAAAAAUCCAACCUGUAUAUGUUGCUGAUGUUGCAUCUGCAGUUGUUGCAUCACUGAAGGAUGACGGUACCAGCAUGGGAAAAGUAUAUGAACUCGGUGGGCCUGAUAUUUUCACUGUACACGAUUUGGCAGAGCUGAUGUAUGACAUGAUCCGCGAAUGGCCUCGCUAUGUUAAGGUCCCUUUCCCCAUUGCCAAGGCGAUUGCCACUCCUCGAGAAUUACUGCUCAACAAAGUUCCCUUUCCCUUGCCAACUCCUUCAAUAUUUAACCUGGAUAUGAUUGAAGCCUUGACCACAGAUACAGUUGUGUCAAAAUAUGCACUGAAGUUCAAGGAUCUUGGGGUUGCCCCACAAAAGCUGAAGGGCUAUCCAGUGGAGUAUCUCAUUCAAUAUCGUAAAGGAGGCCCUCAAUACGGCUCAACAGUUAGCGAAAAGAGUCCGGUGAUGCCAAGGAUAAGAUGCAAGGAAGGGACCCACAGGGAGGCGCCUCCGUCGCCGCUCAAAGACGGCGUGAAGAUGGGUGGGACCCACACGGAGGCUCCGCCGAUGGGAGGGGUGAAGAUGGAAGGGACGAAGACGAACACGGGAGCGUCGUCGAUGAUCACAAGCGAGUCAAGGGGGUGCGUAAACAUAUACAUCAACAACAACAUUCAAGGAGUGAACCACUCCCUCUUGUUUGGGAGCCAUGUGAGGCUCAGAGAUCCCGGCAUUCGCAUUUCCAUCAAUGGCUUAACCUUCCAAACCCAGCAACCUCCAGACCAGAACAAGAUCAAGAACAAGAAGAAGAUGAUGAAGAAGAAGAUGAAGAAGAAGAAGAAAUUGAUGAGAAAAAGCUCCCUUUGGUCUACUUUGGUUUUGGUUUCUGCUUCAACUGUGAUUGCCUCUUUCUUCUCCUUGUCUCUGUUCACUUUUUACCUCUAAUCUAAAAGUCUAUUUGGUUUGGUUAUUUGUUCAAAAACCAACAGAAACACUGGUACACAUUGGAAGAACUGAAAACAAUUGGAAGAAAACCCAACACAAUAC